GGUACCAGACAGCCCACAGCUCCAGGAGGCCUCAGAUAUUCCUCCCAUUGGGCCCGUGUCACUUCCCACUUGACCAGACUGAGUGGAGCACAGAAUGACCCCAGCAACAGACUCUGGUAUCCUAUGAAGUGUAAUUGGUAAUUAUACCAUGAUGGUGUACUGUUAGACCAUCAUGGCUGUGAGUCCUUGUGUGGUUGGGAUGGUGUUGUGUCUUUAUGUUCCAUCCCUACAUGCUGUCACCACUGAGUCACCUGGUCCUCCUAACCCCAUCACUGACCCAGACGGUUACAGACAUGCUUUGGACCCAGCCUCCACCCACAGGCCAACUGGAGACACAAGGACACUCUCCACCGAGGGGUCCAUUCUGGACUCUGGGACAGUCACCACCCACGGGUCCAUUCUGGACCCUGGAUCAGUCCCCAGCAUCCAGUCAACAGAGAUACCAGUCCACAGACAUCUUGAGAUCAUCAAAUUAUCAUCAAAGACUGAUUUUCUCAUGAGGAAAUUAAGACAAAUGGAAAGAGAAAGAGAUUCUGACAGGUAUAAGAUGAAGGAGCUUGAACGUUACAGUAGAGAGACCAAUGACGAUGCUAUACGAGCUCUGGCCUCGACUAUGGAGUUUCAACACAGUUUUUCUGAGAUACAAAACCGUCUCACGCAGCUUGAGGAAAAUGUGGACAAUUAUCGUCUGAACAUGAAUAACAUGCGCUUUGAGCAGGAACAGAUAAAAACAGAACUGGACAGUUACCAGAAACUGAAGGAAGGAACUAGACGGUCAUUCCGUAAACUUGACAGACAAUUUGGUAAAUAUUCCCUCCGACUUGAAAAUCUGGAGAAUGAUAUAAAAAAUGUCUCUUUAAAUGUAUAUAGUAUGUUUGAGAUGCACCAGGAAAAUGUUACGGAUAACCUGAACAAGAUACAAAGUCUGGAGCAGCUUAUAGAAAAUCAAACAAAACCGUUUACCGAAGGAAACUUCCGUCAUAUCAGAUCCAGGUUGAGUAGACUGGACAAAAAUUCAACGUUUCCGGGGUCAACUUUACAAUUAGUGACUAAUGAUGAAGGUUCUGGUGAUGUAGAAACAGACUACAUUCUUACUCCAAUAGAGGAGAGUUCUGAUAGCCUGGAAACAGGAAGUGGUGAGGAGACAUUCAGGGAGAUCCCAAUAGGCAUUCUACCUCAUGGCCAUCCACAAUACCUCAAUACUGAGGAUUUUAUCCUGGAGAUUCAGGAACGUGACGAGGAGAUAUUAGACUUGGAGAAGAUGGUUGAUCAGUUGAAGACCAGUCUUGUAAACGUUGAGACCAAACUGACGUCCAUCCAACUCGGAGACUUCAUGGGGAAUUUACAAGAAUCACUGCUCAACUUCACACAAAAUGUUAUCACUCUUGAGCAAUGGAAGAUGGCCAGUACAGACAUUGUCAACUCGACCCAGUUUAACCAGCGUCAGAUCACCUCUCUUACCAACAUGAUACUCAACAACAGUAACCAUGUGCGAGACGUGGAAUGGAAGGUAGCAGACGUACAGUCGCUAGGUUACCAACAAUUCAACCUGCUGCGAAUGUAUGUGAUUCAGCUCAACAAUUCUGUACAAGACAUGAAGGAAACCAUGUCAAACCUACAGAAAACCCAAAGACAACAACAGGAACAACAACAUCAACAACAACAUCAACAUCAACAACAAGUUAACAGAAAUAGCGAAUUACCAAGGCAACCGAUUGACAAUGCCUUGCAGCCUGAUACAGAACAUUUGGAGACAUUAAAAUCACAGGUUGAAGAUCUUUCUCUUCAGAUAAUUUACAAUGAAAACAGAAUUUCAAAGCUUGAAAUCUCUGCUCUAAAUGAGUCAUUGUUUGAGUGUAAAAAAUACAAUACAGAUAGAGAUCAAGAUGCCAAGAUAUCACAACUCAAACAGGAAGUAUCCAAACUUAUAGAGACAGAAGUCAUGGUCAAAGAGAUGCUUAAGAGGCUUGACCGUGGUCUGUUCCGUGUCCACCUGACCAACACCAACCAAUCGGAUGUCAUUAGAGACAUGGUCAGGGAGAUUGAAUAUCUCAACAGCAAUGUAACUGUUAUAGACGAGCUGAAACAGGAAGUGGACCAUGUCAGGUUCAUGUUACCUCAAGACUGUGAGGACUAUUACAAGCGUGGCUAUCACCUGUCAGGGCUCUAUGUUAUCUACCCAGCCAAUGCCUCACGCUCUCUCAAAGUCAGCUGUGAUAUGGAAGAUGGGACGGGUGGCUGGACCCUGAUACAACGACGGUUUGACGGGAGUGAGGAGUUCGCCCGGGGCUGGAAUGAUUACAAAGUAGGCUUUGGAUCCAGUGAUAAUGAAUUUUGGCUAGGAAAUGACCUCAUUCACUCACUUACCUAUAACAAAAACCUAUCUCUGAAAAUUGACAUGGUGGACAUUGAUGACAAAUUCUGGACUGUCACCUAUUCUCACUUUAGUGUUGAUAAUGAGGACAGCAAAUACAAGCUACAUGUGGACGGUUACCAUGGUAAUGCCACCGACUCCCUGGAGUACUCGGACGAGAUGGGGUUCAGUUCCCCUGACCAGGAUAAUGACGGCAGCAGUACCAAUUGUGCUAUGUACUACACUGCUGGUUGGUGGUACAAACACUGCCACUACAGUAACCUCAAUGGGCGUUACCAGCUCGGUAUGGUCUGGUAUAACUACGACAAGGGAGAGUGGAUACAGCUCAAGAGGGCCACCAUGAAAGUCAAAGCCAUGGUCGUGUGAUACUGACAGUGACAUAUCAAAAGUGUGAUAACUAUUCAGACAUUAUGUGUGCUACAAUGAAAAUUAUGUAUGAUAAUCAUUAUAUAUUACAAUAGGCAUCAUCUUGUGUCAAAAUGGGCAUCAGAGUUUGUCAUGGUGAGAAUAACCUUGCAUCAAUACAGACAUCACUGUUUGUCAUAACAGUCAUCACCUUUUGUCACAGGGUUAAGUCAUCACCAUGUCACAGUAUACAUCAUCAUGUGUCACAUUAAACAUCAUUUUGUGUAUCGGUAGACAUCCCAGUUUUUCAGAGUAGUCAUCAUCAUGUGUCACAUUAGAAAUCUUUGUGUGUCAUAGUAAAACAUCCCCAUGUGUCACAGUAGACAUCACCACAUGUCAAAGUAAACAUCACCCAAUGUGUCACAGUAGACAUCACUGUUUGUCACCGAGGACAUCUAUGUGUUUCACCGUAGAUUUCACCAUCACCAUGUGUCACAAUAGACAUUACUAUUACAAUGUGUCACAGCAGACAUCACCCAAUGUGUCACAGUAGACAUCACUAUCACAAUGUGUUACAGCAGAAAUCACCCAAUGUGUCACAAUAGACAUCACCAUCACCAUGUGUCACAGUGGAAAUCACCAGCAUCGUGUGUCACAGUAGACAUCACGAUCACCAUGUUUCACAGUAGACAUCACCAUCACUGUGUGUCACAGUAGACAUCACCAUCACUGUGUGUCACAGUAGAUAUCAACCCAUGUGUCACAGUAGACAUCAUCAUCACUGUGUGUCACAGUAGACAUCACCCAAUGUGUCACAGUAGACAUCAACAUCACUGUGUGUCACAGUAGACAUCACCAUCACUGUGUGUCACAGUAGACAUCACCAUCACUGUGUGUCACAGUAGACAUCACCCAAUGUGUCAUAGUAGACAUCACCAUCACCGUGUGUCACAGUAGACAUCACCAUCACUGUGUGUCACAGUAGACAUCAUCAUCACUGUGUGUCACAGUAGAUAUCACCCCAUGUUUCACAGUAGACAUCACCAUCACCGUGUGUCACAGUAGACAUCACCAUCACUGUGUGUCACAGUAGACAUCACCAUCACUGUGUGUCACAGUAGAUAUCACCAUCACUGUGUGUCACAGUAGAUAUCAACCCAUGUGUCACAGUAGACAUCCCCUAAUGUGUCACAGUAGACAUCAUCAUCACUGUGUGUCACAGUAGACAUCACCAUCACCAUGUGUCACAGUAGAUAUCACCCCAUGUUUCACAGUAGACAUCACCUUCACUGUGUGUCACAGUAGAUAUCAACCAAUGUGUCACAGUAGACAUCACCAUCACAAUGUAUCAUAGUAGACACCACCAUCACAGUGUGUCACAGUAGACAUCACCAUCACUGUGUGUCACAGUAGAUAUCAACCAAUGUGUCACAGUAGACAUCACCAUCACUGUGUGUCACAGUAGAUAUCAACCCAUGUGUCACAGUAGACAUCACCAUCACUGUGUGUCACAGUAGAUAUCAACCAAUGUGUCACAGUAGACAUCAUCAUCACAAUGUGUCACAGUAGAUAUCAUCCCAUGUGUCACAGUAGACAUCACCCAAUGUAUCAUAGUAGAUAUCACCCAUGUGUCACAGUAGACAUCACCCAAUGUGUCACAAUAGACAUCACCAUCACAAUGUAUCAUAGAAGACACCAUCAUUAUCGUGUGUCACAGUAGACAUCACCAUCACAAUGUGUCACAGUAGACAUCAACAUCACUGUGUGUCACAGUAGACAUCACCCAAUGUGUCACAGUAGACAUCACCAUCACAAUGUAUCAUAGUAGACAUCACCAUCACCAUGUGUCACAGUAGACAUCACCAUCACAAUGUAUCAUAGUAGACACCACCAUCAACGUGUGUCACAGUAGACAUCACCAUGUGUCACAGUAGAUAUCACCAUCACUGUGUGUCACAGUAGACAUCACCAUCACUGUGUGUAACAGUAGACACCACCAUCACAAUGUGUCACAGUAGACAUCACCAUCACUGUGUGUCACAGUAGACAUCACCCCAUGUGUCACAGUAGACAUCACCAUCACUGUGUGUCAUAGUAGAUAUCACCAUCACAAUGUAUCAUAGUUGUCAUCACCAUCACAAUGUGUUACAGUAGACAUCACACCAUGUGUCACAGUCGACAUCACCAUCACCGUGUGUCACAGUAGACAUCACCAUCACCGUGUGUCACAGUAGACAUCACCAUCACUGUGUGUCACAGUAGACAUCACCAUCACAAUGUGUCACAGUAGACAUCACCAUCACUGUGUGUCAUAGUAGACACUACCAUCACAGUGUGUCACAGUAGACAUCACCAUCACCAUGUGUCACAGUCGAUAUCACCAUCACUGUGUGUCAUAGUAGACACUACCAUCACAAUGUGUCACAGUAGAUAUCACCAUCACAAUGUAUCAUAGUAGACAUCACCAUCACCGUGUGUCACAGUAGACAUCACACAAUGUGUCACAGUAGACAUCACACAAUGUGUCACAGUUGAAAUCCUGCUAUUAAGCAGUACUUUAAACAUAAUGAAUCCUAGUCUACUUAAUAACAAAAAAAAUAUACUAAAUAGCAGAAGCUAUAUUAUUGUAACUGUGCAAAUACUCAAGUUGUUGCACUUGUCAAUAUGUCAACAACAUUCCGCAGACACGUCUAUGCUUGUUGUUAUUAUGGUAACCAUGGUAGCAGAGAUGCUACCUCAUAACUAUGGUAGUAGUGAUGUGUCCAUGGUAACUAAGAUAGGUGUAAAAUGAACAUCUACAGAACCCAUGACCGUACACAUUGAAGAAAGAAAUAUCUAUUGAGUACUUAUUGAGUUGAAAAAGCUAAAAUAUCAAAUACAUAACCAUGGUAACUUUGGUAUAUUGAGAUGAGAUAAGUAACCAUGGUAACCAUGUUACAUGUAGAUAUGUAACUAUGGUAACUAUGGCACAUAUAGAUGAAAUAUGUAACCAUGGUAAUUAUGGUACAUGUAGAUGAAAUAUGUAACCAUGGUAAUUAUGGUACAUGACAUGUAGAUAAGAUAUGUAACAAUGGUAACUAUGGUGCAUGUAGAUGAAAUAUGUAACCAUGGUAACAUUGGUACAUGUAGAUGAGAUAGGUAACCAUGGUAACUAUGGUACAUAUAGAUGAGAUAGGUAACCAUGGUAGCUAUGGUACAUGUAGUUGACAUAUGUAACCAUGGUAGCUAUGGUACAUGUAGAUGAAAUAUGUAACCAUGGUAACAUUGGUACAUGUAGAUGAAAUAUGUAACAUUGGUACAUGUAGAUGAAAUAUGUAACCAUGGUAACAUUGGUACAUGUAGAUGACACAAGUAACCAUGGUAACUAUGGUACAUGUAGAUGAGAUAAUUAUGUAACCAUGGGAAGGUGAGAUAUGACCAAGAUAAAGCUUUGGUAGGUGAAAUGUAACUAUAUAGUAACUAAGAUAGCUGUGAUGUUACCAUGGUAACUAAGGUAUGAUAGUUGUCAUAAUUGUAUCUAUAUGGUUAGAGGUGAUAGAGUUUUCAUGUUUAGAGUGAAUGAGAAAGAAAUGUUUAUGAAAUAAAUAUUUUGUACACUUAGAAAAUGCUAUAUUGGAUUUGUAAUAAACAUGAACUUUGUCAUAUUGAAUCUUUCAA
This is a messenger RNA of Pecten maximus, 6376 nucleotides long. RefSeq names its product protein scabrous-like. The record is from RefSeq and is a predicted model, not a curated record. The transcript is spliced from 3 exons. NCBI's taxonomy places the organism in Eukaryota, Metazoa, Mollusca, Bivalvia, Pectinida, Pectinidae. Bases 173 to 2740 code for a protein of 855 amino acids.